AUAGCUCAGCUGCGGCUAAACGUGCAUCGCUAAAAACAGACGGAUAAGAACAACAAGAAAUUGCAGUUGAAUUUCUUAUUUAGUGCAAAAUUAAAUGCAACAUGCUUUCCAAUUUGAUUGUGACCAAUCAGAAGGUCGUGCUAAUAAUUGAUCAACUGAAUCGCGAGAGAAUCGCAACAAAGUUCAUUGACAGCUUGCUGCAAGAGCAGGGCAAGGGGGCUGAAAAGGUGAAGGUGCUGCCAAUUGGCACGCAACUCAAGCACGUGGACAACAUUGAGACACUGCUGAACAACAACAACAACAACCCAGCUGAACCAACAAAAACCACAACAAAUACAGCUUGCAAUGUCAUAUUGCCAACACUCGCCGAUUUGUUGUGUUAUCAUUGCCCCGCCCACAUCUUUGACUUUAUCAACAAGCUGCGUCGCAGCGAGCAAGUGAGUCGCGUCUUCCUCUGGGCCUCCCCUCACCUCCUGCCCCAUGUGGACGCGGAGUAUAUACUUGCCGGCUGCGAGUAUCUAGCGGAGUUGGUUCUCCGUCUGGAGACAGACACCACAUUGUCCCUGUUAUCCCGCAAGCCCGGCGGCGCUGUCAGCAACAAACGCUACUCGUGUCAAGUCUCCAAGACGGAGUUCAAGGUUACACCUCUCUCGGAGUCUCUGGAGGGGAAACCAACAGCUGUCAAGCAAGAGGAUGCCGUCCAGGCUGCCGAUCCUGGCGCUGGCGGCACCUUUAAAAUCGAACUGGACGAGGAUGAAGUCGUGGCACGCAAUGCACUCACUUUGCCAUACGAGCGCACCAGCGAUACAGCAGAGGGCAACAUUAUAUAUACACCCGAUGCAGAUGAUGAUUUCGAUGAUGAGGAUCCCGAUGAGGAUCUGUUGAUCUAAAAAUAAGUGCUCGCACAGUAAACGGCAGUACAAAUGGCCUUGGCUUUAAAUAUUUACAUAGGUCUAAACAUACAAUACAAAAAUAACACAAAUAACAAUAAUGUUACCUGUAAGCGAGCUCAAUUGAAUUUUCAAAUUCCGGCCCAAUAAUGAAAAUAGAGAAUGAAUCUUAAAAAAACGUGUUCUAUUAGUUGAAUUGUUGAAAUUGUUUUUACUAAAAUGCUAUAGAUACAUACGAUAAGUAUAUGUCCAGUGUUACAAUUGCAUCGCAUAGUUUUACAAUACUUAAACACUAAACAAUUUGUUUGUAAUACUCGUAAAAAUUCACACAGACACUCCUGAUACUCUUUCACACCAAAUCUCAUUACCACAUUUACAUAUAUCACAACAAUCUAGAAGAGAAUAAUAUUGCAUUGCAAAAUUGCAUUAAAUUUGAGUUUUGAGAUUUAGAUCAAGUUUAAGUUUAACAAGUAGAUAUGGAGAAAAAAUUGUUUUGAAUGCCCUGUCAUAGC
Messenger RNA from Drosophila innubila, 1402 nucleotides. RefSeq names its product elongator complex protein 5 (gene Elp5). Gene Ontology annotation, cellular component: cytosol; nucleus; elongator holoenzyme complex. Lineage: Eukaryota; Metazoa; Arthropoda; Insecta; Diptera; Drosophilidae. The transcript is spliced from 3 exons. Gene Ontology annotation, molecular function: tRNA binding. Gene Ontology annotation, biological process: tRNA wobble uridine modification. The record is from RefSeq and is a predicted model, not a curated record. The coding region runs from base 102 to 890 and encodes 262 amino acids.